This is a messenger RNA of Peniophora sp. CBMAI 1063, 615 nucleotides long. The record is from the annotation of a GenBank genome assembly. Lineage: Eukaryota; Fungi; Basidiomycota; Agaricomycetes; Russulales; Peniophoraceae.
AUGCCUCGUAACAAUGCCCGCGCCACCCGCUCAGUCCCCGCCACUACCACAUCUGCGCGACUGGACGUCCAGUCCAACGCCCCUAUCGCCACCACACCCACUAUCAGCCGCUCGUCCGAAGAAUCCCCAUCCACACCGUCCUCGAAGGAACUGUCCACAAGCUCAACCUGGCGCAGCCGCCUCGGCAGCGCACGAGCGAAGCACUCUCCCAAGUCCACCCCGCACAAGCCCGACGGCAGCGCAAAGACAGGCCUCAUUGAGUUCUGGGCUGAUGUGUGGGCUUCGGGCGGCGACGAGGACAUGUUACCGCCUUUGCCCGAACACAAGCCAACUGAGACAUUGACCGUCGGUCUCGAGCUGGACGGCGGAGCAGCGGCGCCGCGCUGCGAGGUAUCGCUCGCGGACCUCAUCAAGCCUGCGCGAUCCCAGCGCAAGCCGGGGAAAUCGAGCGACUUCGAGAUUGUACCGCGCGUGCGCGAGGUUAUCGCGCUUGAUGAUCGGAACGAUGGGCCCGAGCCCGACGAGGCUUGGGAGGUCGUCUCGAGCGACGGCGAAGACGACGGUCGUGCUGUGAUGUCCUACGCCGACAUUGUCGCGAACAAGACGGCGGCUUGA